This is a messenger RNA of Sinocyclocheilus rhinocerous, 1751 nucleotides long. RefSeq names its product transcriptional repressor protein YY1-like. The record is from RefSeq and is a predicted model, not a curated record. Gene Ontology annotation, biological process: regulation of transcription by RNA polymerase II. Gene Ontology annotation, molecular function: RNA polymerase II cis-regulatory region sequence-specific DNA binding; DNA-binding transcription factor activity, RNA polymerase II-specific. The coding region runs from base 228 to 1298 and encodes 356 amino acids. NCBI's taxonomy places the organism in Eukaryota, Metazoa, Chordata, Actinopteri, Cypriniformes, Cyprinidae. Gene Ontology annotation, cellular component: chromatin; PcG protein complex; transcription regulator complex. The transcript has 6 exons.
AAAACUCGCUGGUGGAUAAUGCACAGUUUACUGGUGAGAAUGAGGUCAAACACGAAGACCAAAAUCUCGCGAGAUUUUGCACGUCUGCUUCUCAGGCAGUCCGUGAGCGGAGUCAGUCAAUGUGGGACGGAGUUUUGGCUGUUUGUUAGCGGAGUAGGAGGGAGAACGAGCCGUUGACUUGAUACAGGGCUUGCGUGAAAUCAGUUCGGAGAGCAAGAAAGCCAAGAAUGGCGUCGGGUGAGACACUGUACAUCGAAGCAGACGGCUCGGAGAUGCCGGCGGAGAUCGUCGAGCUGCACGAAAUCGAAGUUGAGACCAUCGAGACAACCGUGGUCGGCGGAGACGACGACGACGACGAGCACCAGCCGAUGAUCGCGCUGCAGCCGCUGGUCACAGACGAUCCGAACCACGUUAACCAUCAGGAGGUGAUUCUGGUCCAAACUCGCGAGGAGGUCGUGGGCUGCGACGAUUCGGACCUCCACGCAGACGACAGCUUCGAGGACCAGAUCCUCAUCCCCGUCCCUGUGGCAGAGGAGGAAUAUAUCGAGCAGACUUUAGUGACCGUGUCUGGCAAGAACCCGUCAGGAAGGAUGAAGAAAGGGGGAGGCAGCGGGAAAAGAGUGGUCAAAAAGAGCUUCCUAAACUCCGCCGAGGCGAGCGGACGCAAAUGGGAGCAGAAGCAAGUGCAGAUCAAAACACUGGAGGGGGAGUUUUCCGUCACUAUGUGGUCAUCGGAUAAGAAAGAUGUUGAUCAUGAGACUGAGGUUGAGGAGCACAUUAUUGGAGAAAACUCUCCUCCUGACUACUCCGAGUAUAUGACAGGCAAGAAACUGCCCCCUGGUGGCAUACCUGGUAUUGACCUGUCAGACCCCAAACAGCUGGCGGAGUUUGCCAGAAUGAAGCCCAGGAAAAUAAAGGAGGACGACUCUCCAAGGACGAUAGCAUGCCCUCACAAAGGUUGCACAAAAAUGUUUCGGGACAACUCCGCUAUGAGAAAGCACUUGCACACCCAUGGGCCACGGGUUCAUGUCUGCGCUGAAUGUGGGAAGGCGUUUGUGGAAAGUUCCAAGCUAAAACGGCAUCAGUUGGUUCAUACUGGCGAAAAACCUUUCCAGUGUACAUUUGAGGGAUGUGGAAAGCGCUUUUCAUUGGACUUUAACUUGCGCACACACGUGCGGAUUCACACUGGAGACAGACCUUACGUUUGCCCGUUCGAUGGCUGCAAUAAGAAAUUCGCUCAGUCCACCAACCUGAAGUCUCACAUUUUGACACACGCGAAAGCUAAAAACAAUCCGUGAGAUGGCUCGCUGAAGAAAGAUCCCUUAAAGACUCUGUCUGACCACAGCUUCCUGCUCCAAAACCCACUUUGUAUGUCGUUUCUAGAACCAUUCUUUUCUAAGAAUCUCAGUGCACAUUUUGAUGGGAAUUGAAAUGUGAAUGAGGACCUGACACCAAACUAUCCCGUCAACCUUCUCACGGUAUAGACCCGAGUUAAAUAACUUCCCGAGUUAUGAGAGUUUCUUCUUUUGAAGAUGUGAUUGUUUUUGUGGACCCUCAUUCGCAUACAAGAUGCUCAUUAACCUGAGCCCAAAGAAGCAAAUUGCCCAUCGGUGUGUCUGUUUCUACCAGUUUGCAAAGACUAAGACUGCUUUUUAGAUGUCUUCAAAGUGUGCAUAUUGUACACUUUUUAGAGAGUAGAGCUGUCAAUGUGUGUGUGUGUGUGUGUGUGUGUGCGCGCGUGUGUGUGUCCC